AUGCCUCCACACAAGCCCGCCGCAAUAUCACAACAGCAUGUGGGGCGUGUAGGAGACGUAGGUCCAAGGUGCGUGCUUCUGAUCAAUUCUGCGCAGGGAGAUGGGUUCCAAUCAGGGCAAUGCGACGAAAACACUCCAUGCUCAGCUUGUGUGGCAAAGCAAACAGAAUGCAUCCGCGACCACGCUGAGGAUGGCCGACGCAGAUUGGCCUGGAAACGCAAAGUUGAGGAGCUGGAAUCGGACAGCAGGUCUUUACCUGAUCUCCUGGCUGCCAUACGGAGCGGGGAGGAAGGUCAAGUUGACAAGCUCGUCGCCUUCAUACGCAGCCAAGCCUCACAGGAUGAGGUCAUUGAUUAUGUUGCAGUCAACUUCACACCCCCUGCUGCUCCCCUCGAACAUGAAGAGGGACGCAGCAAACCGUCAACCCGUCAACAAUCCCCUUUGUCUCAGCAGCCUCGCCUCCCAAGGUCUUUGCAGUUCCUCCAACCGCUCGUCUUAGUACCCGCAAAGCCCUGGACAACCGUCACGGACGACGACGAACUAGUGUCCCACCUGAUAUCUUUAUGGUUCACAUGGCGCCAUUGGUGCUACCCCUUUAUUGAAAAGGACGGAUUUGUCAGUGCCAUGCAAUCCAUGGAUGUCAACAGUGGUGUUUGCACACCAGCCUUGGUCAACAUGAUCCUUGCAGAUGCUUGUUUCGAUUAUGAUAUACCUGAUGGUGUCCACUCCAUCUCGUCUAGCGAAAAGCCACUUCGAGAAUUGUUCUUCGAGGAAGGAAGACGGCAUAUGGAAAUUCCAGAAAGCAAGAGGUCGGUGCCGGCCAUUCAAUCUCUGAGUUUGGAAUGGAUGUAUCUUGGGAGCAGCGGCUUCGACUCCAUGUCUGUUGCCGUUAUGCACGAAGUAGUCUAUCGUGUCAGGCAGCUGGAUAAGCCCGGCAAAACAGAUCGAUGGAAGCGUCGAUUCUCAGCUGAACAAGCUACUCGAGCAGAGAAGACCCUUGGCUAUACUACGUGGGCAUCCUUUGUUUCAACAACAGCGGUUACUUUUGCAAUGCGAAAAGCACCAUUAAUGGGGCCGCCUGAUCGAGCAAGGCCUGGUUUAUGUCAUGGGGAGCCUGGCGAAUUGUGGAUACCAUAUCCGUUGGACAAUCCGUCUGUUGUUGCUCAUGCCGAUUGUCACCUCCAUUGUCUGGGAAGAUUGUUCGAGAUCUGUUAUAGUAUCAGCGAGUAUCUCUUCACUAAGGACGACAAUGCGUUCUUCAUCCAGGACACAUUGGAGGAUCUUCAUCGCGAGUUAACGUUGUGGUAUGAUGGUCUGAUUGGUUGCCUUCGGAUCGAUGCUGUCAAAUCGCCGCAUACAUUAAGCGUACACGCUCAGUAUCAUUGGUCCGUAAUGGUCCUCUCAGAGCUGAGCUUCUCGUCUAAGCUGGACGAUGGGGACGACGCUACAGUCGCCUUGCUAGUGACGGUCAUACAGGCCCAACACAUGGCCGCUGCACUUGCCAUAGCAGAGCUCGUACACCGCCAGUGCAUCCACUGGGGCGUGGGUCAUCUCCCUACCAGUUUCUUACAACCGAUCAAUGCUGCCAUACACGUCAUCACCAGCGACCUCGAGGCUGCAGAGCAUAGGUCAGCAUUUGUCAAGCUCGCCAUAGGACUCCACAGCCUCGCACGAAGAUCUGUCUCGGCAGAGAGUGUGCUCCGCAUGUUAAGGCUACGACUACGUCAGAAACGGCUUAUGGCUUCUUCGGAUAUCGACCGACUCUUCAAUGAGGCCUCCCAACAUUGGGAAGCGAGUCUGUGGAGCCCUACACCGAUGAAAAGAGACAGCUUAGCCAUCACCAGCAACGAAAGCGUCAUCGAUGGCGAAUACAAAGACGGGAACUUGUCGCAACUGGAUGGUGCUGGCACAUCUGAUGAGGGAUACGACUUGCUAAUUGGGAAGUGGAACAACUUCAACCUCGGCGCCCAGUCAAGCAGUAGCUCCUCAUCAAGUUGA
Exophiala aquamarina CBS 119918 is the source of this 1998-nucleotide messenger RNA. RefSeq lists its product as uncharacterized. Bases 1 to 1998 code for a protein of 665 amino acids. Lineage: Eukaryota; Fungi; Ascomycota; Eurotiomycetes; Chaetothyriales; Herpotrichiellaceae. Gene Ontology annotation, biological process: regulation of DNA-templated transcription. The record is from RefSeq and is a predicted model, not a curated record. Gene Ontology annotation, molecular function: DNA-binding transcription factor activity, RNA polymerase II-specific; zinc ion binding. The transcript has 5 exons.